GUCGAGUUUGCAUCUUUUUCUUGUUUACAAAACAGAAGGAACUCAUACUAAUUAAUAUUAAUACAAGUAGUUUAUAUCUUUAUCAUAGAGAAACAUACACAUACAGGAUGGUGGAUAUAACGUUACUACUGGCACACUAUGACAAUAGAGAAGAAUUACUAAAGAUCUUGGAAGAUGAUCAUAAGCGUAAGGAGUCUAUUAAAUUAGCAGUGUUACAAAUAAUGCUUAAUGGAGGUAAGAAAGAUGUAAGUGCUAAUGAAGACUUACUGAAGAAAAUAGAUCAAUAUGAAGUGACUAUUAAUAAAUUGAAACAAGAUCAUUCAACUAAAGUGAAGUUAAUGGAAGCUCGAUUAGAAGCAGUUACAACAGAAAAUAUGAGAUAUAGAGAUAGAAUGAAAGCCAUUGAUCAAUCAUCCAGUAAAGGUCAUCAAGUUUCAAAUCUUAAUACCAUUAAUAGACCUAAAAAUGUAUCUAAUAAUGUAUUAAGUCCAAUGGGUCGUCAUAUAAAUCCUAAAAGAAAGUAUCUUACUGCUAGUAUUAUCCUGGUAUUAAGGCAACAAUCUAUGAUACUUGAUGAUCCACCUCCACAUUCUAAAGCCCAUAAAAUUGAAUCACUACCCAGUGAAACUGAUUCUCAAACUCAAAUAGAUAGUCUGAGUCAACCAAACAGUCAAAUAAAUAGUCAACCAGACAUUCCAAAUCAAAAUCUGAGUCAAACCGAUCCGGAAUCUCAUCCAGAACCUGUUUUAAGAACUCCUUCAGCCAAAGCUUUUGUAAAGGGAUUUGAUUUAUCUUCGACUUCAGAUUCAGAUUCUGGUGAUGUUACACCAUCCAAAAGAAAGAAUAGCAAUAUAUCCUUAAGUGGAGAUGAUACAACAACCAAAUCGGCAGACAAUACAUUUACUAGUGCUAAUUCUUCUGUAGGUGGUACCCAAUCAGAUGAUGAAAAUAAGAAGAAAAGUAAAAAGAAACUUCAACUUUGGAAAUCAGAAAUCACUAGACCCAAUGAAAAGAGAUCUCAUAGUUUAGGACUUGAGGAUGAAAACGUUAACUCGCUUAAUUACUACGAAGACAAUAACUUUUUAGGUGACGAUAGUCCCGCUAAGAAUACUCAAAAGCGUCCUGUCGCUUCUAACAAUAAUGAUGAAACGACCAAUAAAAGGAAGAAGAACAUAUUUACAAUUAGUUGACUAUAUAUAUAUAUUUAGUAUAAUAGUAUAAUAGUAUAAUAAGUAUUAGACAUUAAUUAGAGUAUUUUACUAAUUACACGAAUCAAUAGAUCCAUCCAUGCCUUUGGGUAACUUACUUAAAGUUAAUAAAUUUGUUAUACGGGGAUUCAC
Messenger RNA from Scheffersomyces amazonensis, 1340 nucleotides. RefSeq lists its product as uncharacterized. The coding region runs from base 108 to 1190 and encodes 360 amino acids. The record is from RefSeq and is a predicted model, not a curated record. Lineage: Eukaryota; Fungi; Ascomycota; Pichiomycetes; Serinales; Debaryomycetaceae. The transcript has a single exon.